UUUACUAAUAAUGUUCGAGUAAUGUAUGUCUUUUUUGAUUAUCUAGUAACUUUUACCAAAAUAACUACAUUUCCAUAUUCUAGAGACGCACAAUCGUUAGCGAGAACCAGAAAUUCAAGUGUACAAAGCGUUCGAGAAGCUAUCACACCACUUCCAAAUGCCAAUAAUCAAAUGCCGAACAAUUUCCCCAGAAACACUUUGGAACUGCUAAGAUUGACCGUACACAAGAUCGAUGUUUUUUUAACAUUUUAUAAUUUACCAAGAAACGGAAGUGUUUUAGUUAAACGUGAACGGUUAAGUAAAUUCCUGGGACUCAAAUUAAUCUAAAGUUGUGUCCUGAAUCGCGUGGUCAAAUAAUCGUUUUCUAAAAAUCUAUACCGCAGAAUAUGCUAUACGCAGUAAUACGGGUUCUAAGUUCUAAAAAUGAUCUGCAUGUGACAUUCUGUUUUAUGUUUAUUAUAUCAAAUAUUGUAAAAUUGUUGGAUAUUGUCAAUUUUUUUUAAUUUUCUUAAAUAAUAAUAAAUAAAAUA
Molecule: messenger RNA, 530 nt
Organism: Rhizophagus irregularis DAOM 181602=DAOM 197198
Lineage: Eukaryota; Fungi; Glomeromycota; Glomeromycetes; Glomerales; Glomeraceae
Source: RefSeq, a predicted model, not a curated record